Molecule: messenger RNA, 5261 nt
Organism: Aphidius gifuensis
Lineage: Eukaryota; Metazoa; Arthropoda; Insecta; Hymenoptera; Braconidae
Gene: pHCl-1
Product: glutamate-gated chloride channel-like
Exons: 14
Coding region: 647-2578 (643 amino acids)
Biological process (GO): regulation of membrane potential; chemical synaptic transmission; chloride transmembrane transport
Cellular component (GO): neuron projection; synapse; membrane
Molecular function (GO): chloride channel activity; neurotransmitter receptor activity; extracellular ligand-gated monoatomic ion channel activity
Source: RefSeq, a predicted model, not a curated record
GUGUGAUGUUCGCCGCGCACCCUUAAGCAUGUCUAUUUUUAACAAUAAAAAAACAUAAUUUUAUUCUUUGUGUUGAUAUAAAAUAUAAUAAUAAUAAUAACAAGAAUUUUACAUUUAUCCAAGACUCGUUUGUUGUUAAUGAAUAUUUUUCAAUUAUUAUUAUAAAUGUUAGUGAGUUUGUUGUUUAUUAUUAUUAUUAUUAUUAUUGUGUAAUUAAACAUUCGAAAAAAUAUUGUAUAAUAAUCAUUGAUUGGUAGGAUGAAAAAAUAUUUCAAGUGAUUUGUAAAUAGUUGAAAAUUGUUAAAAAAAUACUUUGUAAAGUUAAAAUACAUAUAUAUAUUAUAUUGGAGUUGGAUCAAUGGCUGAAGGAUAAAUUAUUUCUGUCACGUGAUUUAUUGGUGAAAAGUCCUCGACACUCGACCACAAGUUUCACGAUAAAAAAAAAGAAAAUAAAUAAAGUUCAAGUGAGAAUAUAACAAAAAAAGUAAACAUCUGUUAUACUAGACAAGCUGACUAGAAAUGUUGUGGUAUCAAAGAUAUGAGUAAAGUACUUUUCAAGUAUUGAAAAUAUAUAUUGAGAGUCAACGUCAACAUCCUGUUUCGCCUGUUGCAAACAAUCACAUUUAUAACAUUAAGAUGACAUAGAAUGGAUUGGGUGGCGCUAGGACGGCGUACCGGUGGUAGAAAAAUAAAUUCAAAUCUAUCACCAAAAUAUUCGCUGUCUUUCGCCCCCCUUGCAAGUUCUUUAAUACUAACAAUAUUACUUGUUUUAACUGUAACACUGACUCUUGCAACAAUUGUUCAUGCUGGAGACAUUUUCGAGGAAGGCAAGUCUGACAAGGAAAUCCUGGACAACUUGCUGCUGUCAACCCGUUAUGAUAAGCGUCUUUUACCACCGGUCCAAGGUACACUGCAGCCCCCACCCCAUACUCGUCAAGAUGAUUACAUUCCAUACGAUCAUCAUAAUCAUCAUCAUCAUCAUCAUCAUCACCAUCAACAACAACAACAACAACAACAACAACAUCAACAACAACAACAACAACAACAAAAUCAACAACAUCAACAUCAUCAUCACCAUCAUCAUCAUGACCUUGAACCCAAUGACCAACAAUCCAAGUACCCUGCCGCGUCCGAGCACCUCGAACAUCAUCAGCACCAACAAUAUCAUCACACAUCACGACACAACCACAGUUCAAAACGAAACGAUGCUGAUUUUUGCUGUGGAAUGCGAUCACCUGGCGAUGCAUCAAUUCUGUCAAAUGAACCACCAUCAUCAUCUUCAUCAUCUUCAUCAUCAUCACCAAGUCAUGUGAAGCUGUUACAGACGCAGAACAAUAGCCACUACACGCCGCACCAACACCUUCGCACCCACCUUAGUGGUACCUUGACUGUCAACGUAAGCGUAUUGUUGUUGAGUUUGGCUUCACCGGAUGAGUCUAGUCUGAAAUACGAAGUUGAAUUUCUACUUCAACAACAAUGGUAUGAUCCAAGAUUACGAUACAGCAAUAGAUCAAGAUAUGAAUUUCUCAAUGCAAUACAUCAUCACAAUGACAUAUGGCUACCAGACACAUAUUUUAUAAUGCAUGGUGAUUUUAAAGAUCCACUUAUACCAGUACAUUUUGCACUGAGAAUUUAUAGAAAUGGCACUGUUAAUUAUCUCAUGAGACGACAUUUGAUACUUUCUUGUCAAGGAAGACUCAAUAUAUUUCCUUUUGAUGAUCCCCAGUGUUCAUUUGCCAUUGAAAGCAUAUCUUAUGAACAAACUGCAAUAACAUAUGUUUGGAAAAAUGACGAGGCAACAUUGCGAAAAAGUCCAAGUUUAACAACUUUAAAUGCUUAUCUCAUACGAAAUCAAACAAUAGCUUGUCCAAUAAAAGCAAGCUGGCGUGGCAACUACAGCUGUCUCAAAGUGGAUCUAAUAUUUACACGUGAUCGUGCCUUUUAUUUUACAACGGUAUUCAUCCCAGGUAUAAUAUUGGUCACAAGUUCAUUCAUAACAUUUUGGCUUGAAUGGAAUGCUGUACCUGCCAGAGUAAUGAUUGGUGUUACAACAAUGCUCAAUUUUUUCACAACAUCAAAUGGUUUUCGUUCAACACUGCCAGUUGUAUCAAAUUUAACGGCAAUGAACGUAUGGGAUGGUGUAUGCAUGUGUUUCAUAUAUGCAAGUCUUCUUGAAUUUGUGUGUGUAAAUUAUGUUGGACGUAAACGACCACUUCACAAUGUUGUCUAUCGUCCCGGUGAAAAUCCAGUUACCCAGCGGCUUCCAGCGGUGCUCAGCAGGAUAGGAAUAAUAUUGGCGAGUCCCUUGCCCCUGUCGCAGGGAGAAAAGAAGCGAGAAGGUGGCAAUCAAACAAGUAGCAGUAAUGGUCCAAAUGAAAUAAUAUCAUGUACAAAUUGUGGUCCAAAUCCUUGUACACAUACUGCAAACAAUGGAUGUGCUGCUGAGGUACGAAAAAAGGAACCACCACAUCCAAUAAGAGUCGCCAAAACAAUUGAUGUUAUUGCAAGAAUUACAUUUCCAAUUGCCUAUUUUUUCUUUCUCACAUUUUUCUUCAUUCACUACAAAGGAGCGACAUAAUUUUAUUAUUAUUAUUAUUAUUAUACACAUUAUAUUAUGACUGACCUGCAAAUUUCAUCAAAUAAAAUAAUUAAAUAAUAUUGUAUACAACACAAACAAUUCAUCAAUUAAUAUUAUUUUAAAUAGUUUGCGUGUGUGUGUGUGUGUGUUAUUAUCAAAUCACAAUCAUCAAAUUUACAAAUAAGUUUUUUCAAUUGAAAAAUAAAGCUCGAAAAUGUUGAUGAUGAUGAUAAAAUAAUACAAGAGAAAAUAAUUAUAAUAUUACAUCUCAAUUUGCUUUGAAAUAAAUAAUGUAUUAUUAAUUUCUAUAUAAAUAAUAAUAAUAAUAAUAAGGACACGACGACGAUAACAAAGUUGAUUGGUUUUAUCGUUUUUGUAUUUUCCAAUAAUUAUUAAUUUAUUACAAUAUCAUUGUGGAAAAUAUAUUAUAUUGUACAUACAAAAUACAUAAUUUAAUAUAAUUAUUGUUAUAAAAUGUUUACAGUGCAAUUCAUUGAUUAUUAAUUAAUUAAGAAUUUGCAUGAAAGUAUAAUAUAACACACUGGUGCUUUUUCGAUAAUAAUAAUUAAUUAUACAUAUAUAAAAAAUAUUUAUCAAUUUAAUAAUCAUCAAAUUUAGUCUUAAAAAAUAAUAGAAAACAUUGCAAUACUAUUUGUAAGUUUAAAUUGUUGCAAAAUAUCUAUAUUUAAUAAAAACAAAAAUAAUAUGGCAAUCACACAUUAUUUCAUAAAAUAUAUUAACAAAUGCCAUACAUCAUUUAAUUCAAUAUAAUUUAAUUGAUAAAAAAAAUAAUCACUGCGUACUAUAUACAUGUAUAUCCCGAUGAAUUAUAAUUAUUAUGAUUAUUUUAUAAAUUAACUGCCAAAAAAUUAAUAACAAAAAAACAUGUGAGUCAAUCAGGAAACAUUAUUAUUUAUUAAAAUUUUAUUCAAAAAAAUAAUACGUCCAAUUGAAAUACCAUUUUUAUUUUUGAAAAUAAAAAAAGGAAGAUAUUUGUAUAAUAUAUAAGUAUAUUAAAAAUUAAAUAUUCAAAUUACAAUAAUAUAUAAAUUGAUUUAUUAAAUAAAAUAGCCAACAAUGCCGAAUUAUUAUUUUUAUCAAAAUUGUGUUCUUUCGUUGCAUUAUUGCCAAAAAAAUAAUUUAAAAAAUCAACAAAAAUUAAAUUUAAAUAAUAUAUAUUAAUAGUCGCAUUGCUCGCACCAAUUAGUUACUAAGCACACUGUCUUUAAAUUUUAUAUUGUAUAUUAAUAUUAAUAAUAAUUACAUUGUUAUUAUUAUUAUUAUUAAUUAAUAUGAACUGUAAAUUUUAUACUAUUAAAUUUACAAGUUGCAAUAUAUUAAAGAAAAAAAUCAACUAAAAUAUAUAUUAUUAUUGUUGUUAUUAUUAUAAAUAUUGCAAAUGACAUGUUUUCUGUCAGCUAAGUCGAAAGAAUAAUAUCUGUUGAAAAUAAUAAAGAAAAAAAGAAUAUAAUUCAUUACCUCAACAACAAAAAUAAUAAUAAUAAUAAUAAUAAAAACAACUGUUUAUUAUUGUAUAAUUAAAAUUUAAAAAUUAUACACUACGGACCAACAUAAAUAAAAUUAACCAGUACAGUACAUUAUAUAUUCUGCGAAAAAUAAAAUAAAAAAAAUCAUGCAACAAAAAAUAAUAUAUAAAAAGUUAAACAAAAUAAUAAUAAUAAUAAUAAUAAUAACAUGAAAAAGAGAAGAUGAAAAUUAAAGUUCAUCAGCAAUUUAAUUAGUCUCUAAAUAAACUCACCAACAUAAUAUUUAUUCACUUGAAAAAUAAAUAAAUAUGAAUAAAUAUCUGGCUUUUCAAUUAAUGAAAAAUAAAAUGAAAUAAAGCUUGGAUAUAUUAAUUGAUAUUAUAGAUUUUGAAAUAUAUAAUUAUCACAAGUGUGAGUGUGUGUGUUAAAUAAUAAAUUAUGAUUUAAUUUUUGUGGAAUGAGGUGUUGACCACCACAUUAUUGCAAAGCAUUACUCUGUGAUUGAAUUAUCCAAAAAAAAUAAAUAAUAAAACACUUGAAAAAUAAUUUAAAAUAAUUUUUAAAAAAUAAAUUGAAUAUUAAAUUUUUAUGUCGAAAAAUAUAUCAACAUUUAAAUUGAAAAAAAAUAAUUGAAUUUAAUAUAUUAAGAUCAAUUGAUAUAGUAUUAAAUAUUUUCACAGCUUAAUUCAUAUAAUUAUAUAGGUAUAUCAAGUUCAAAUACAUUUUUUGUCAGUUUAGAUUUUAUCAUCAUCAUUAUAUAGUACAGUUGAGCAAUACAAAAAUUUAAUUUAUUAAUAUAAUUAAAUAAAUCAAUUAUAUAUCUAAUUUUAAAAUAUCACAUCGAUUACAUCAAGUAUAUUUUCUAUAAUUGAAAAUUUAAAUCUCACAUGUGAAUUUUAAUUGAAAAAUGUAAAUAUUAUAAGAUGAAAUAUGAAUAUUGAUGCAAGCCUUAUUUAGAAAUUCGAUAGAUUUUAGUUUAAAUAAUUAUUCAAUUAUAAAUAAAAAUAUUAACAUAUAUAUUAUAUUAUAUUGUUGAUUAGUUUUUAUUCACGUUAUCAACAAUACAUACAUGUGGAUGCGCAUCGUUUGCAAUAUUAAAUAUAUCCAGUAAAUUUGCACCUUUCAAAAUGCUAAAAUCUAAUAAAUUAUAUUAUAUAAAUAACAUUAUGUAAAUAAAUAAAAAUCAAUUGAAAUAA